AUGGGUUCAGGUUCAAGUCGUAGUAAAGUACAAAAAUUCGAUAAAAGUAUUCAAAUGCCAUCGAUCAUAGAUAUAGAACCUUCACCAAAACCAUCUUUAUUACAAUCGUCAUCGAAAUUACAUAAUCCUCCAUUUUCACGUGUUCCAACAGAAACAAUUAGACCAAGAGUCUCUAUAUCAGAAAAUAGAUUUGAACUAAACGAUAAUAUCGAAGAAUAUUCAGCAAUAUGGGAUGAUGAUACUAAGUUAUCAUCAAUAUUUCAACAAUCAAUAAAAUCUAAUUUAAAUAAAUUUAAUUAUCAUCAAAAAGAAUCAUUCAAUAAUAAAGGAAAUAAAAAGACUUCGGCUAGAUUUGAUUCAAUUCAUGUUGAAUCAACAGUAGAUACUCAACUACAUUCUUGUAUUAAUUUAUCUUCAUCGGAACAAAUUGAUGAACUUAUGAAUAAUCUAAAUCAAAUUCAUACACAAUUAGAUGAAAAAAUAAAAUAUCGAACAGAAAAAAUAUCAAAUGAAACUGAAUCAAUACUUUCAUAUAUUCGUAAUGAAACUCAACAAGAACAACAACAUUUAUUAGAAUAUGCUAAACAACAAGAAAUACAACAAGAUGAAAAUUAUCAAAAAUUAUUACAAGAAUAUAUUUCUAAAUUAAAUGAAAUGAAAACAAAAGAAUUAAUUGAUUUACAAGAUCAAUUAGAAAUCUAUCGAGAACAUAUUAUAGAAAGAUCACAAUCAAAAAUAAUUAAAGUUAAUGAACAAGCUAAUAUUAUUAAAACAAAAAUUGUUCAAGAAGAACAACAUUAUGCAGCAGAAAAACUCGAUUCUAUUAUGUCACAAAUAUAUAAAAUUUCUACUGAUGAAAAACUUCAACAUUUAGGUAGUGAAAUAAUAACAAAAACCAAUGUAAUAACAAAAGCUAAAUUUGGUACUAAAGCACCUGGUCAAGUAUGUGCUUUUGAUUUCGAUCAAAGUAAAUAA
Messenger RNA from Rotaria sordida, 975 nucleotides. The record is from the annotation of a GenBank genome assembly. Lineage: Eukaryota; Metazoa; Rotifera; Eurotatoria; Philodinida; Philodinidae.